Venustampulla echinocandica is the source of this 2802-nucleotide messenger RNA. Its product is annotated as Protein kinase-like (PK-like). Gene Ontology annotation, biological process: intracellular signal transduction; regulation of MAPK cascade; protein phosphorylation. NCBI's taxonomy places the organism in Eukaryota, Fungi, Ascomycota, Leotiomycetes, Helotiales, Pleuroascaceae. Gene Ontology annotation, molecular function: ATP binding; protein serine/threonine kinase activity. Gene Ontology annotation, cellular component: cytoplasm. The coding region runs from base 1 to 2802 and encodes 933 amino acids. The transcript has 5 exons. The record is from RefSeq and is a predicted model, not a curated record.
AUGGCUGCACAGAAUAGUUGGGCUUCGCACAUGGUUGCGAUCUGUUGGAACACCUGUGGACCCGAGAGGCCGAGUUGGACCAGACCAGUCAAUCGCGCCCACAUCGCCGAACCGACGUCGAAUUUGCUCAAUCGUGCCCUCGAGUCCAUGGUCCCCAAAACAAUCACAAUUUCACCUUCCCAACCGUUGUUCGCCGCGAAUCACAAGACAACUAAGGCGGACCAGUUCAUGAACCCUGGUCCCGCACCACGACCUCCUACCGACCGCCCCCGACUUAAUCUCACCCCAUCCACCGCCAAUCUCCCAGGCAACAUGUCUCAGAUGAGCAUCAAUUCUCCCAUCACCCGGACCGCAACCUCUACAUACACUGGUUCGACCGUAUCUCUUCCCCUUGCGCGCCAGCAAUCCAAUAUGGAUGGACAAGGCGGGGUCGCUAUAAUCAAGGAGGGGUGGGCCACCGUAAAGGAGGGCAAGAAUUUCAUCAGUCCCUGGAAGCAGAAGUGGCUCAUUUUGCGGAAGGAGGCACUCGAUUUCCACAAGACUGAUGGCGGCAAGUUGUCCUACCAGAUAGUCCUGAAGGAUGUGCUAGGCGUCUCUCGUGUGGAGGCCGCAGGCACUAUUUUUGAGAUCAAGCGGACCUUGACCGGAUCCUCGACAAACCCCGGAGACGAUGACGGUGUUUCCAAGACCCUUCAAAUUAAGGUCAAAGGUGAUGAUGAGCUAUACGAAUGGAUUGACUUUAUCUACGCCCGAUGCCCAGGCAUGGGUGGUGUCAGCAACCCCACUAACUUCAGCCAUUCUGUCCAUGUUGGAUUUGAUCCCCAGACUGGAGAAUUUGUAGGACUUCCUGCUGAGUGGUCCAAGCUGCUCAAUUCCUCGGCAAUCACCAAGGAGGAUUAUGAGCGUAACCCACAGGCCGUUUUCGAGGUUCUGGAGUUCUACUCAGAUAUCACCAAGCGGGCCCAAAACCCAAAUACCUACCCGAGCCUCACUCCGACACCACCCGUUACUUCAAACCAAAACAAGCAGUUGGGCUAUGCCUCAAGCGGCUCUAGUAUCGCUCCUCCACGAGGCGUGCAGAACCAGCAACAGCGCAACAACAGCUAUGGCAGCUCUCAGUCACCAUCCCCCGCCCCCCGGCGACCAAGCCCCCCGGAAACUGCCCAACAGCAGCGCCAGAUGCAACAAAUGGCUUCGAACUAUGUCGACCCCCAGACACGCGAAGACCAGCGUCAGAAGCAGCUCGAGGCUCAGCGGAUGCAGCGUGAACGGGAAAUCGAGGAGCAGAAUAGGCGUGACAUGGAGGCAUACAAUGCGUCCCUGCCAAAGACACGUACACCUAUGGCUCAGCAGGAGGUAGGCGGAGGUGGAUAUGGUGGAGGAGGCUCUACGUCCGAUCGAUACAAUCCUUCAAGAGCCGCGCCCCAGGCACCUCGUCAACCACAACAGGCGCAAGCACCCCAAUCUCUCCGAACACAGCGACAGGCCCCAUCCGCUCCUACUCCUACCGGUCAAACCCGCCCUCAGCUUGCAAACCAGCAGAGUUCUAGCUCGCGGGAUCAGAAUGGUGGUAGGGCUUCGCCUGCAAGACCCGACCAGAGCAUGCAACGUCCCCAAGAACCCCGCUAUCAGAACGGUCCCAGCAAUGUACCACAAUCUCCAUACCGUCCUGCUAAUAACCCAAACCAACCUCCUUCCCGCCUUCCUGCACCAGUCAACCAGGUCAAGCCGCUUAAUGUUGCCAACAAGCAACAAGCAGCUACCAACGGCCAGCAAAAUGAUGGAGGAAUCAAGGCAGCCGAAGCAGCGCUUACCUCCAAGCCAUCAGCGAGUGAGCGCCAGAAGGAUGUCCGCAUGUCCACCAUGUCUGAGAAUGAAGUCAUGGCCAAGCUUAAGGAGGCUGUUUCGAAGGACGACCCUAACAUGUCUUACGCUAAGCAGAAGAAGAUUGGACAAGGAGCUUCUGGUUCAGUCUAUGUUGCCAAGGUCAAGGAGAAUCCACUGUCGCCCAUCGCUAGAGAAGUCAUUCGCCAGCAGGGAAGCAAGGCCCAGGUUGCUAUUAAGCAGAUGGAUUUGGCUCACCAACCAAGAAAGGAGCUAAUCGUCAAUGAAAUCAUGGUUAUGAAGGACAGCAAACAUCGCAACAUUGUCAAUUUCCUGGAUGCUUUCUUGCGCAACAACUUUUCGGAGCUCUGGGUCGUCAUGGAAUACAUGGAAGGUGGUGCUUUGACGGAUGUCAUUGAUAACAACCCAACCAUCACUGAGGACCAGAUUUCCACUAUUUGCCUUGAGACUUGUCGUGGCCUUGAACAUCUCCAUCAACAGAGCAUUAUCCAUCGUGAUAUCAAGAGUGACAACGUUCUUCUUGAUGCUCGUGGUAAUGUCAAGAUCACCGAUUUUGGAUUCUGUGCUAAACUUACUGAAUCGAAAUCCAAGCGUGCAACUAUGGUUGGUACACCCUACUGGAUGGCUCCCGAGGUUGUCAAACAGAAGGAGUAUGGCCCGAAGGUUGAUAUUUGGUCCUUGGGCAUUAUGGCUAUCGAGAUGAUCGAAUCCGAGCCACCUUACCUUAAUGAGGAGCCUUUGAAGGCACUUUAUCUUAUCGCAACCAACGGCACCCCCCGCCUGAAGAAGCCUGAGAAGCUGAGCAAGGAACUGAAGGCAUUCUUGUCGGUGUGCCUUUGCGUUGAUAUCCGAAGCAGAGCCUCCGCAAACGAGCUUCUUCAACAUGACUUCCUGAAGCAUGGAUGCAACCUUUCGAGCUUGGCAGACCUUCUUGCUUUCCGAAAGCACGCCAAGUAA